Messenger RNA from Plodia interpunctella (Indianmeal moth), 2713 nucleotides. It is a transcript of the gene APC4, whose product is annotated as Anaphase Promoting Complex subunit 4. The transcript has 6 exons. Bases 343 to 2697 code for a protein of 784 amino acids. Gene Ontology annotation, biological process: anaphase-promoting complex-dependent catabolic process; protein K11-linked ubiquitination. Lineage: Eukaryota; Metazoa; Arthropoda; Insecta; Lepidoptera; Pyralidae. Gene Ontology annotation, cellular component: anaphase-promoting complex; nuclear periphery. The record is from RefSeq and is a predicted model, not a curated record. Gene Ontology annotation, molecular function: protein binding.
ACUGAUUAGUCUAGAUUCAGAGCAAGUCCAACCAAGUCAAGUUGGUCUAGGUCGUAUACUAAGUCAAGUCGAAAAAAACGGAAAUAAACCACGAAAACUAAAUAAACGCUUUUACAAAUGAAAUGGUAAAAUCAUAACACCAAGAUGGUAAAAUAUAUCACAAGACUUAUAAAAGUUUAGUGCGUCCUUCGUCCACAUCACGCACAUAUAAACAUUUUGGGGAACAUGUUUAUUGUAGAUAUUUCAUAUAUCUAAAAUAUAUGAAAUACCUAUUUAUAAAUUAUCAUAUCAAAAACUCAUAAGUUCAGCAGUUAAGCUAUUUAGAACUCUCCAGAAGCGAACAUGUACCACUGUGGAAUGAGACAAGUAAGAGAGAGUCAUGUUGCUAACCAAGUCGAUUUGAUGGUCUGGAGCAACCGGCUUGAUUUACUGGCAUUAAGUAAUUUCAAAGGAGAAGUUCAGGUUCAUAGACUUCAGUGGCAAAAAGUAUGGAAUCUUGCACCUCCCAAAGAGAAUGUUACCGUUCGUGCUAUGGCAUGGAGACCAGAUGGAAAGGUUCUCGCAAUUGGCUACAGUUCUGGCAGUGUGUUGAUUGUAGAUAUUGAGGAUAAAGAGAUCAUAGAUAAAUAUGAUUUAGAGCAAGAAGGUUCUGAAGAAUUUCAAGAUUCAAAACACUAUGGAAUAACAUGCAUCACAUGGGCUGCACAUGCCUCCAAUUUGGAAAGUAUACAAUAUAAUGUAUAUGAGGAUGCUUCAUUGUUUCUACAACCAUUGCCUGCUGCAAGCAAUGCUUACAAAAACCAGGCAUCUGAUGAUGGUGCUCAUAUUUUUAAAGAAGAAACACAAACACCAAGUCAGUUGAACAUGUUGAUGGUUGGCUAUGGUGCUGGUUACAUUUACUUGAGUGUUUUUGGUAGAUAUCCAUAUGGAACUCUGAAUCUUGCACAGGUCACAAAGGAUGAAUGUGGGGAGUACAAGGUUAUGGACAUCAGUUUGUCUGAAGACUUCAGUGUUUUGCAAGUUAUUUAUUUAGACAGACUUACGAACACUGUAUAUGCUGCACUGGUUAAUACAAGUGUCCUCUCAGCAUAUUCCGAGGAAAUGUUCAAAGUUGCUAAUCAACAUGGGAAAAUUGUUCACCUGCUUUCAUAUUUAGAUCAGACCAUGGUGUCUAUAACUGAAGCUUGGGAACACAUUUUGCUGGAAAUGGAUACAAAGAUGGCUUACUAUGCAGCAUCCGUACCUGAAGGAGGAGUGUCUGCAGAUCUUUUGGAGUUGCUUAUGUUAGGAGUUCCAUCAGAUGAGUUGGAGCUCUUUUUACUGAGGGAGUUAACUGCCAAGGUUUUGAAAAAGUCAGGAAGCUCAGUAGAAUUAAGUUAUUCAACUAUACAAAAAUUAGUUUUGAAACAACUAAAUGUUGUGGGGCAAAGUUUAACAUAUUAUCUAGCAGAACUACGAGGUCUUACUAGAAUACCAGAUAGAUAUAAAGUCCUAGGCCUUGAAGAAGUUGCAGUCACCAAUGCAAUAAGGGCCUGCUGUGCAUUUCUAAAUAAGUGUCUGGAGUUGCAACAAGUGAUUGAUGUUUCCAUGAGAAAUUAUAAGGCAUUCUUCCGAUGGCUGUAUGUUAUGAUUAUCAGGUUACUGAAUGAGCCUACACCCAGUGAAAUAGUUAAAAUGACACAACAAGAGCUAACUCAUAUUGCUGAAUUUCUAUAUAACUUUGAUAAUGUUCAAGUGGAUAGCACAGACAAUUCAUCAGAUAAACCAGUAAAGUUUAACUUAGAAAGGCUGGGUCAAUACUUACAAGAUCAAGACUUGAACAUAUUGCCUGAUGAUGAAGAUAAUCCAUGGUUCAAAUUUUUGAAAGACAAUUCAUGUUUAGUAAAAGACAAUGACAUUAUAUUUUCCAUGGCUGAAUUUAGAAAAUUUUCUCUUGUUCAACAGCAAAAAUAUUUAAAAAAUGCUAUUGAUAAGGUUUUUGAUGUUACAGAAAAAGAUAUAGGUAAACAUUUCUAUGUUUUGCACAACAUCAAAUGUUAUGAUAAUCAGAACGGAUCACAGCCUGAUAGCAGUUUGAGGGUUUCACAGUUAUAUGAUGCAACCCAGCAGAGGUUUAUGAUAGCAUUAGUAAAUACAGAAGCUGAUGAUAGCAUGUGCUUUAUGUCCACAAGUGUCAAGGAUAAGACUUGCAGUGCAACUGCUUCUAAAUAUCACUUUAGCUCAAGUCUGCUAGGAAGCAAUAGUGCACUUGAAGAAACUCCAUUAAAAGUGUUAGAUCUACAAUAUUAUUCUUCUGAAUUCCUGUCUGUGAUUGUGAAACAUGCGACAAAUGAUGAAAACACCAUUUUUAUUCAAGUUCCCCUGAAGAUAAUACUAGAACAAUCUAGUGAAUUUAACAUAAAGUCAAAAUCAUGUGUAUUUGGUGAUAAAAUAUCAAACAAAAAUAUUUCCCCCAACUUAGACCAAGGUAUCUACAAAAUAAUUGAUAAAUUAGAUGGCUGUCGCAUAGCUGUGUCAGGAGGUCGUAAAGUGUCUGUGGUUUUAUCAAAAACUUUCAGGAAGUUGAAAGUGUUUGAGAUGGAAGUUGAUGGGGAAGAUGAAGAAGACGAAACUCUUGACACUACUCCUCAGUCACACACGACAAACAGAACGAACACUAGCCUUAGAACUCCAGAUCAGAUCUUACAUACUGAUUAAAUGAAAUAAAAUUCAA